AAAUUUCUCAGCAGAAAAAAAAGUUGAACAGCGAGACUCAAUUCUCUCCUUCUUUCACCUGCAUUGUAUAUUUCUCCACGGCCCCUUGUUGAUUCCCUUACCGCCUCUACGCCUCUUUAACAACUAUUUCAAUUCUAUUCCCCUGCUACAUACUAUACCUCAGCCCUCAAAAUGGCUCUCCGCAGCGUUAAGAGCCUCGCUCCCCUCUUGGACCGUGUCCUCGUUCAAAGAAUAAAGGCCGAGGCCAAAACUGCUUCUGGCAUCUUCCUUCCCGAGAGCUCCGUCAAAGAACUGAACCAGGGCAAGGUUUUGGCUGUAGGACCAGGUGCUCUUGACAAGAAGGGCAACAGAAUUUCAAUGGGUGUGGCUGUUGGUGACAAGGUUCUGAUUCCUCAGUAUGGAGGCAGCCCCGUUAAGAUCGGCGAUGAAGAGUAUUGCCUCUUCAGAGAUUCUGAGAUUCUUGCAAAAAUCAACGAGUCAUAAUACCAUGUUGAAUGAACCAUUCAUUCUUGAGAAUCUGAGCCUGUACAUUAUGUAAUAUCAUGAAAUUCGGGAAACAACCGAUCGAUUACAGGAGGGAAACUUAUAUAUCAAGAGAUAUAUCAUGGGAGUGGAAGGGAGCCAGAAACAGAUUAUGCGACGAAAGGCCGGAUGUUGUUGCAGCGCCCUCGAAACACCACACCAUAACUGGUGCUUAAAAGCACAGUUACUAAUCACCUGCACAUCGCUCUAUCUGGCUUUCUUUUUGAGCUGCGCCGCACCCACCGACCCUCCCUUUCCCACUUGUGAAUUAUCUGUUUGAAUACGUUCUAGCCCAUCGUAUUAGUAGUGUUUUAUAUGUUAUUGUAUUUCCUUACAUCUGUUUACUAAAGCAUAAUUUAAACAUCACGAUCUCCUCUCAUCCCCUCUUUUGCUACCACUUUGUCCAUCAUCACUUUGGAAAUUAGGAAAAUAUAUGAGAGUGCAACUCGGCCAUUACUGAGGAGACAAUUCAUACUUGAGCCUCCUACUUUACUCCGGAAAUCGGUAACGAAUGGCACAACUGAGCCAGAGAAAUUCAUCAACAGCUUUCCGUGACUGAUCCAACUUCCAAAAGUCGCUGCACAUGGUCUCUAUCAUGCUAAGCUAACCAUGCAGCCCAUAGAAUAGAGGCGCAGUACUCCUUUCAUAUGUCCAGGAAACAAAACGGGGGGGAGUACAAACAUUUUUCCAAGAAAUAUUCUCGAAUUAAUCAUUUCCAUAACAUACUGUGUGUGCGGCGCGGAAGAACUGUUCUAUGGAACAUGGGAUGCGUCCUGCACACAAAGGCUAGAUGCCGCGGAUGUAUAUUGUUGGAUGACCUUUUUCGAUACGCUCCCAAAUUAUCCUAGACGAAUGGGUAAGUUAUAACCGAAGAAAUUCCCGUGAUUUUUCUGGUGUCCUCGAGCUCCGCCAUUUCCGUUCUAUUAUUACGAAUGGGGGGAUAUGUAAUGGCCAAUCCACCUGGAA
This is a messenger RNA of Blastomyces dermatitidis ER-3, 1488 nucleotides long. RefSeq names its product hsp10-like protein. Gene Ontology annotation, molecular function: ATP binding; protein-folding chaperone binding; protein folding chaperone. Gene Ontology annotation, cellular component: mitochondrial matrix. The transcript is spliced from 4 exons. NCBI's taxonomy places the organism in Eukaryota, Fungi, Ascomycota, Eurotiomycetes, Onygenales, Ajellomycetaceae. The record is from RefSeq and is a predicted model, not a curated record. The coding region runs from base 172 to 483 and encodes 103 amino acids.